Syngnathus typhle (broad-nosed pipefish) is the source of this 1797-nucleotide messenger RNA. It is a transcript of the gene lamtor1, whose product is annotated as late endosomal/lysosomal adaptor, MAPK and MTOR activator 1. The record is from RefSeq and is a predicted model, not a curated record. Gene Ontology annotation, cellular component: late endosome membrane; membrane raft; Ragulator complex. Gene Ontology annotation, molecular function: molecular adaptor activity; guanyl-nucleotide exchange factor activity. Lineage: Eukaryota; Metazoa; Chordata; Actinopteri; Syngnathiformes; Syngnathidae. The transcript has 5 exons. Bases 190 to 669 code for a protein of 159 amino acids. Gene Ontology annotation, biological process: positive regulation of MAPK cascade; lysosome organization; regulation of receptor recycling.
CUUGUUGUUGCACGCGCAGUGCAGCUGUCAUGUGAUAGCUGCUUCUGCUGAGUGUUUCCAACAGUAGCUGCCCAAACUCACCUCUUUUGAUGAAGUCCAAAUAACGCUCAAGCCCGAUUGUAUGUUUGUUGUUACGGACGGCUGCUUUCUGCGGGAAAACCGGGAAGCCGGAGUGCACCGGACGCUGCCAUGGGCUGUUGUUACAGCAGCGACAACGAGUCUGCAGAGCAGGAUAAUGAACGCAAGCCGCUGAUCACCCACCCAAACCCUGUCAGCAAACCCCCAAAUGGCACGGACUGGAUCACUCCUACCGUCCCCUCAGCCCGAACAGAUGAGCAGGCGCUGCUCACAUCCAUCCUCACCAAAACUGCACAGAACAUCAUUGACGUGUCGGCAGCCGACUCGGUCAUGAUGGAGCAGCAUGAGUAUAUGGACAAAGCUCGGCAAUACAGCACCAAGCUUGCUGUUUUGAGCAGCAGUAUGCCCCAGAAGAAAGCCCUGGCUCUCCCCUCCCUCACUAGCCAGCCCCACCAAGUGCUCGCCAGCGACCUGGUGCCAUACUCGGAUGUUCAGCAGGUAUCCAAGAUAGCGGCAUAUGCCUAUAGUGCAAUCUCUCAAAUCAAAGUGGAUGCGAAAGAAGAACUAGUGGUUCAGUUUGCCAUUCCUUGAACUGACAACUCUGGGCUGCGUAUGGCUCCUCCCAUCAUUGAGUACGUCCCUGCCGUGCCUGCAACCACACCCUUCUCUCCGGCCAUUUAUCAAAUUGUCACAGUCGGCGCCACGUAGCAUCACAACGGCCAUCUCGUCACACAAAUCAAAAGUCAGUGAGAAGUUGUCAACUCCCAUCCACAUCAUGGGCCUCCCUUGAAUCACAAAAUAAGCAUAAUAAAAUGUGCAAGUUCUGCCAUUGAUCCUGCUAGCUGUUCUUUGUUACAUCAAAUUUGUUUACAAAGUUGAAUUUUGGAUAUCCAGCUGAAGAAUUCUGAUAUUAUAUACAAAAUAAGUAAAAACUGUCAUUGGUAACCGUUUCAACUCAAGAUCAAACGCAAUACAUUAAUUUCUGGGAGGCUAAUUGACGGGUUAUUAUUUUGCACAUUUCCACUUGGUGAGGUUGCAAUAGGCUUCACUACACUGAAGUUCCAUAAAGGUUCUAAUCCCAUAAAACCUGUGUAGCACUGGAGGCCUACGGUUGGAGGGGGGGGGGGGGGGGGGACUUGGGGAGGGCGUGUUGGGAAAGGUGUGUAUUAUUUUUUUGCCUUUUUUGUACAGAAUUUUCUGGCUAAUUCUAAAGCUGAAGAUGAUUGUAGAGGGUGUUUUUUGGAAAGUUCGCAAUUGGCUGUGAUCGAUGACAACCAUUUUUAUGAAAACCAAUAACACUUUGUCAGUUUUCAAACCAAGCUUUUUGCUGCCGAUUGUACUAUGAGUGAUUUGUUUGUAUUAAUCAAAAACUAACCGUUGGAGAAGUGUGGGGAGAGCGUUAACAAUCCAUCGUACCGCAACAGAUCAAAGGAUCCAAAAGCUUUUUGAGAUUAUUUAUUUUGUGUUUUUAAAUGUACAGAAAACACGCAAGGGAGCAGAGUGAGAUGCUCUGAAGGGAUCUCGUGCAAGGCUGGGAUUGUCUUAGCCGCACAUUUGAGCUUUCUGUAAUGGGUUCUUGGCAUUUUUUCCACCCAUUUAUUGCUUUGUUUCUCGGAUAUGUUAUACUAGCUGAAAUAUAUUUGUAAUAUCUUAGGCUAGUACCAAAAAAAGACCCCGUUUUUGUUUUGUUUAUUAAUUCAAUAAAAACCUUCAACAGCU